GUGGAGGAGCUGAGCCCCCGCGGGCCCCCCCCCUCCACCCCAAACCAGCAGAGAACCACGGACCGUCGUUCCGCCGAAGCAGCCCGAGACGUCUAACUGAAGCGGCGCCAUGUUGAUCAUCUUAGCCUUCAUCCUCCUCUUCCACGCGGCGGCGGCCGUCCUCCUCUUCGUCGCGACCGUUCACAACGCGUGGUGGGUGGUGUCGCCGGGCGGCGACCUCGCCGUCAUCUACGCCGACCUGUGGUACUCCUGGAACUCCCCCUGCGUCCCCCUGGAGAACAGCCCCACCGCCCAAUCAGCCUACCUGCAGACCGUCCAGGCGACUAUGAUUCUGGCCACCAUCUUAUGCUGCGUCAGCUUCUUCAUCUUCAUCCUCCAGCUCUUCAGGCUCCAACAGGGAGACCGAUUCGUUUUCACUGCUGUCAUCCAGCUGCUGGCCUCUGUGUGCGUGAUGAUCGCGGCGUCCGUCUACACGGCUCAGAACAAGAGCUUCCACAAGCAGGAUCUGCAGGUGGGCUCCUUCGGCUCCUCCUACAUCCUGGCCUGGGUCAGCUUCCCCAUGACGCUCGUCAGCGGCCUCAUGUACCUGGUGCUCAGGAAGCGCAAAUAGACGCCACGGGCUCGGCGCACAGACACGCACACAGAUACACGCAACAAACCCCCCCCCCACACAAACUUGGACAACAUGCACGAAGACAUCCACGUUCCCUCCUCUAACACGGACGCGCGCUCUGCGUCACGUAGAUUCAUAAUAAACGUACGAGAAAAGGGCCGCUCCCGCAUCCCUUUAGAGUCCAAGCAAAGAAUGUGAUGCUGAAAGCGUUCAGCAUCACAUUCUUGUCCAGCUCACACACUCAAAAGCAUGAAGGAAUUCGCUGCGUUCACACAUCGCAUAGAAAACAGCCCCCCGAGGCUCCUCGCCGCACUUAGUGAGAACACGGGACCAAAGUACCAACAUGCCGAUGUGUCUCCUCCACACGUUUCCUUGUGUCCUGGUUCCUAGCAACUCCAUUCACAGGUGCCUGUCUGAAAAUAGGUGAAAUCACGGCGGAUAAAAGACAGGUGGUGAGAUUUGUCUCACUGGGACCCCCCCCCCAAGCGGUCCGUACUUUCUCUGUGAAUCGACAGUCAACGGAAUUUAUUUUGUACAUAUUUGAUGUGUAUGUGAAGUUCAGGUGAUUUCCAAAAUAGAUCAUUUGUAAGACUGAAAUACCAGACGAACGGAAGGAAGAAAAAGAGGUCAUCUUCUGUCAACCGCAGCACACAGGACGCGUAGGUCUUUACUCGUUGUUUGUGUUUAACGGUGAAAAAAGAACCAAUAAUGUGCUGUGAUUGUUUCUGGGUUUCAAAUGACAUCGUAACAACAUGCAAACCUAAAACAUAAAAUGAACUUCAGGAAAAAAAAAAAAUUCUGUUCUCAUCUCCACUGAAAAAAGACAAACGUUAUUUAUCAUUAAAACCACUGUUGUGUAUUUUAGCCUCGGGACGUAAGUCAAUAAGUGUCGGCGUAUUUCUUCCCUCUGGCCGUUCUUCUGUUGAUUUGGUCCAUCACGGAAACUUCUCCCUAUGCACACGUCUGGCAUUCAACAACAAUAAAUGUGUAUUUGUAACAUACCUUCUGAUUUUAGCCUUUGUGGAGCUGUAGGGGAAGAUUUUGCUCUCAAGAUGACACUUGAAAAUGAUCAAAGGAACCUUUUGGAGGCCGAGAUAAUGAUGUUCCAAGUUUUCAUCUUGAAGAGUGUUUCAUAAUUAAUAAGCCUCUUUAACCUAGUUUGAGAUGAAAAGUCGAUGCAGGAAAAUAGGCUGGAAAGAAUCUUUUUUGUUUUGGGUGAAAUUAGGUUUAUUAGAUGUCAUUUAAAGUUUGUAUCGAUUUAGUUUACCUUCGGUAAUUAUACAUAAAACUGACCUAAAUUUAGAAUAGUUCGAAUCCUGUUGAGCAGAAACCACAGCGACCACCUGCAGGAGUUAUCUGAGCCUUUCUUAAAUUAAAAUGUUUUGUUUUAGGAGUGUGAUCAAUUCUUUUGUAGUUUUAUCAAUGUAGAUUUAGUGUAGCGUAGUCAAUGGAGAUCUACACAAGUAACCAUGGUGACAAAUGGGCAUGUGACCUGUUCAUGGGGAAUCCUUUUUUUGUUUUUUAAACGUUUCUAAUGCUUGCUAAAGUAUUAAUUUGACAUUUAUGGAGAAUCAUGUUGCUUUUUAACAGAGACAAUGUUGUUACAUUACAUAAAUUACAUUUUCUUGUUGCACAAAAUUCAUCCAAAAGUUUGAGUUUGUUUUGAUAUUGGUUAGAUGUGAGUGUGUUUCAGGCCCUUUUUGCUUUUAUUAUUUCAGGAUAAUUAUAUGAAAAUAUGCAGUUAGUGUUGACACCUUUUGUAACAUCAGUGGCUGCUGCUUUAAUCUGUAAAGUCCUACUCAUGUAUUCACAAGACAUCAAAUUAAAAGUUGGUCGGUUAUUGACGCCCAGUGGAUCAAUUUUUAGGUGACACUUUAUGAUUCGGGGUUCCAGAUUAGACUGCUACAAGCUCCUGUCAAUUACUCCUGAAAAAGAAUAAAUUUGAUUCUGCUGCUGAAUCCUGCUGCUCUAAUCUCAGAACAACAGACUGGUCAAAAUUCAGGAGCAAAGACUUAUCUGCGAAAAGAUCAAGGUGCUUCCCCCCCUGUUAAAUCCUGUUGAUCCUCGACAUAGAUUUCAAUAAAUGUCUUUUACAAUGAA
Molecule: messenger RNA, 2713 nt
Organism: Gasterosteus aculeatus aculeatus (three-spined stickleback)
Lineage: Eukaryota; Metazoa; Chordata; Actinopteri; Perciformes; Gasterosteidae
Source: RefSeq, a predicted model, not a curated record